Molecule: messenger RNA, 994 nt
Organism: Zalophus californianus (California sea lion)
Lineage: Eukaryota; Metazoa; Chordata; Mammalia; Carnivora; Otariidae
Gene: GET1
Product: guided entry of tail-anchored proteins factor 1
Exons: 6
Coding region: 271-858 (195 amino acids)
Biological process (GO): tail-anchored membrane protein insertion into ER membrane
Source: RefSeq, a predicted model, not a curated record
GCUUGGAAAACUGCAGCCAGGAGGGUGGUGGGGAGUGUGCGGAAAGGCUACGGAAACCGGAAAGGCCAAGGAGUAAGCUGGCAAGCGUCAACCAAGACCAAAUGGAAAAGACCGCCCUGCCUCCAGGCCCAGUGUGGUACAGUGCGCAGGCGCGGCGGUGCGCCUCCGCGGCCUCUGGGCCUCACUGCGCAGGCGCCCGCGCGGCGUGGUCGCCGGCGUGAUCCCCAUGGAGUUACUUUAGCAGAACCGGCACCUCCGGGAGCAUCCAGGAUGAGCGGCGUGGAGGCCGACCGCUGGGCGUGGCUGCUGGUGCUUAGCUUCGUGUUUGGGUGCAAUGUCCUCAGGAUCCUCCUCCCUUCCUUCUCCUCCUUCAUGUCUAGGCUGCUGCAGAAGGAUGCUGAGCAGGAGGCGCAGAUGAGAGCAGAGAUCCAGGACAUGAAGCAGGAGCUCUCCACUGUCAACAUGAUGGAUGAAUUCGCCAGAUACGCCAGGCUGGAGAGAAAGAUCAACAAGAUGACGGAUAAGCUUAAAACUCACGUGAAAGCUCGGACAGCUCAGUUGGCCAAGAUAAAAUGGGUUAUAAGUGUUGCCUUCUAUGUAUUGCAAGCUGCCCUGAUGGUGUCGCUCAUCUGGAAGUAUUACUCUGUCCCCGUGGCUGUGGUACCGAGCAAGUGGAUCACUCCGCUAGACCGCCUGGUAGCAUUUCCUACUAGAGUAGCAGAGUCUUCUCUUUCAAAGCUGCUUCUUUGUUUUUUAGUUAAAACACAGUUUGAUUGCUGCGGACGUUCCCACAUACAUGAGGUGUGUGGGCCUUGGCUGCUGACUUGGACUUACGAGCCGUGGAGUCCCACAAGGUGAAGAUGACUGAAUAGAAUUUACCACAGUUACUUUAGAAUCUCCAAAAGCGUUGCUGGCGGAGGCCUGACUAGGAGGUAGAUGGUGCAUCUUCUUACUUUCCAGAGUCUCGUCAGCCUGUUUAGGAGCAGCCGUGCUG